AUGGAGUCCAUAACGUUGGAUAUAGAGCUGUUACAGUUGCCGGAGACAUCACCCAUGUCGAUGAAAUCGAAUCAAGAUUUCGUAAAGAAGCUCUUUGAUCAGUGGCUUGCGCUCCCUGAAACCAAUCGCUUGGUUGCAUCUUUGGUGAAUGAUGUAAAGGCAGGAGUUGCAUUGAAUAAUGUUGUAUGUGGAGGGUCCUCUUCGGCUACAAACUCAGGUUCUAAUAGUCCUUUGGCUACAAUGUUUCCUGCACGCAAUGGACCUCCUCUUUCUCCCAGGAACUCAACUGGUUCCCCUCGCAUCACCAGACAAAGGACCGGACUCUCUAAUCUUAGCUCCCCUCUCAAAGUUGUUUCUGACCAUCUUAAAGAGCUCAUCCCUCAGUUCUACUUUGAAGAUGGUCGCCCACCACCAAACGACCAAAAGGAGCAGUGUAUAGCGAAGAUCAACACUCUCUUCCAUGGCCAUCACGAUGGUUUGCAAUCGCAAGACUUUAAAUUGGUCACUACUGAGAUCUGCAAGCUUCCAUCAUUUUUCUCUACCUCUAUUUUCAAGAAACUUGAUACCAAUAACACUGGUUUUGUGAAAAGAGAAGACUUCAUUGAUUAUUGGGUUAAGGGAAAUAUGUUGACAAAGGAGAUAACAAGUCAGAUAUUUACAAUACUGAAGCAACCAGAUAACAAGUACCUUGUCCAGGAUGAUUUUAAGACUGUGCUCCAAGAACUAUUGGCAACACACCCUGGCCUUGAAUUCUUGCAAGGCACACCUGAGUUUCAGGAUAGAUAUGCUGAAACUGUAAUAUACAGAAUAUAUUACUACGUAAAUAGGAGUGGGAACGGGCAUCUUACGUUGAGAGAGCUUAAGCGAGGAAAUUUAGUUGACGCAAUGCAGCAUGCCGAUGAAGAAGAAGAUAUCAAUAAGGUGUUGAGGUACUUCUCUUAUGAGCAUUUCUAUGUCAUAUACUGCAAAUUCUGGGAGCUGGAUACCGACCAUGAUUUCUUGAUCGACAAAGAGAAUCUCAUCCGGUAUAGUAACCAUGCACUCACAUAUAGGAUUGUCGACCGAAUCUUUUCCCAGGUACCCAGGAAGUUUACUAGUAAAACCGAAGGAAAGAUGGGUUAUGAGGAUUUUGUUUACUUCAUAUUGGCCGAAGAAGACAAGUCAUCAGAACCCAGCCUCGAGUAUUGGUUCAAGUGCAUAGAUUUGGAUGCAAAUGGAGUUUUGACGCGGAACGAGCUGCAAUUCUUUUACGAGGAGCAGCUGCAUAGAAUGGAAUGCAUGGCGCAAGAGGCGGUUCUGUUUGAGGAUAUUCUGUGCCAAUUAUUCGACAUGGUCAAACCAGAGGACGAAGGGUACAUUUGUCUGAAUGAUUUGAAGGGCUCUAAACUUUCUGGAAAUGUUUUCAAUAUACUGUUCAACCUAAACAAGUUUAUGGCAUUUGAAACGCGCGACCCCUUCCUCAUCCGUCAGGAGCGGGCAAAUCCUACAUGGACGGAGUGGGAUCGCUUUGCUCAUAGAGAAUACAUUAGGCUAUCCAUGGAAGAGGACGUUGAAGAUGCUUCUAAUGGAAGUGCUGAAGCAUGGGACGACUCACUUGAGGUCCCCUUUUGA
Molecule: messenger RNA, 1611 nt
Organism: Arabis nemorensis
Lineage: Eukaryota; Viridiplantae; Streptophyta; Magnoliopsida; Brassicales; Brassicaceae
Source: the annotation of a GenBank genome assembly